AGGGGUAAAAGGGGAGCGAAGCCGCCAGUUUCUCGCCGACAGCCGCGCCGUGAGCACGCCUUGUGAUGAACCUCGCGUUUUGACGCGACAUGGCCUCGUCGACGACCGGCAACAUCGUAGUCGAGUGGUUGCGUUCGCUCCACCUGGGCCAGUACGCGGAGAGUUUCUUAGACAAUGGAUAUGACGAUUUGGAAAUAUGCAAACAGGUCGGAGAACCGGAUCUGGAUGCUAUUGGUGUCCUCAAUCCAACACAUCGUCAAAGACUGCUGCACUCUGUAAGAAUUCUUAGAGAGGAAGGUGCAGCGGCUGUUUACUUUACUUUGGAGGAAGCUGCCGCUGCCCGAGAUCCUUGCAGGUGUGAGGAGGAACCUCGAAAGGAAACAGCAACAGUUGCAAUAGAACCUGCAAAGUAUGUUGAUGAAUAUGAGGAAGGGAAGGCUGAACUGGUAAAAAUACCGCGAAUUCAACUUAAACGUCUGCUACGUGAACGUCUAGCUCAGGAUGGAAUACGUCUGAGUCUGCAGCCAUAUUCAACCACGGAUGGAGACCGAGGCUAUUUAGAAGGCCUGGCUUCGCGGUAUGCCGAUUUAUUUUCAACACAUUACGGAGAUGUACUAGAUCAUCUGGAAGAACUUAGGAGACAUGAAUGGGAUGAAAUGUCUCCUCGGAUGAGAGUCCUCGGCGGCACCGGGACACCUCAAACACCACCUUCAGCUAGUCCCGGUUCAUUGGCCUUGAAUAAUUUGACCACAUCCCACUCUCAACCUAUUUACGUACCAGGAAAAUAUUCGCCGUCAAGCUGUCUCACAGACAAGGAAGAAGACGAUAUUUACGGAUUCGGGUAUGGCGUGUUUGGCAAGCAAAUGUUGCAAAGACAGCAACAACAAAAACAACUUCUCCUUGCUCAACCCACGCAACCUUUGAUGCACAAUCAACAGCAUAAUUACCAGAGUUGUCUAAGUCCACGAUCAGCUUACUUUUAUGAGUUUCCGCCGAGUGAUAACUGUCUGGGUACUGCUAAGAAGAAGGUUACGACAUUUUCGAGAUUGCUUCGCGGGUUGAAGUCACAUAGAAAAGAGAAACAUGGCUCCUGUUCGCCGAAACAUUCCCACAGUCCACGACAAGGGUUGCCUCCUCAGAGGGUUGAUACACCGGACAGCGUGCUUCAAAGUGGCUUGGGCUUAGGCCCUGGCCCUGAUACAGCUUUGAGGUCUAUGGUAGAUCCAAGAGACUAUGACCGCCUCCGCUUCUUUCAAAUGAGUGCCGCCCAACCAAACACCUUCGAAGAAACGAUACAUAGGUUAAAAGUUCAGGAAGCAAUGAAGAAAAAAGAUAAAUUGGCGAGAGAACAAGAAGAGAUUUUAAGAGACAUAAGACAUGGUCUGAUGAACAUGGGGAGAGAUGGUGUCCGCGGGCCGUUUGGAGACGACACAUACAUGUAUGACGAUGAAGCAAGAGGGCUUUCCGGAAGGGGGCACUGGUACGAUGAGCCACCCUAUGAAAGCGACCCUGAAGACUUUUUAAUGGGUGGUGGCGGUCCUGCAGCCUCAUUUCAAAAUGGACGAGUUUGUUUUACAUUAAAUUUACGAAAUGAGUCAAGAGGUGAAGGUGUGAUUUCCCUACGAACUGCCGGUGAUAUAAGUUUAGCAAGAACCCCUAGAAGAGGAUUAAUAAUUCCGCAAAGCGGCCCCUACCCAACCACUGUGAUACCCUUACGAACAGCGAGAGAUAGGGAAAGCGGGGAUUAUGCGGCAUCCGACAUCCAAUCUAUCGGCUCGAGGUUGUCCGGCAUAUCGCUAGAAUCAAGUCGAUCCGAACGGGACUGUAGAAGGGGUUAUAGGCAAAUGUCAGGCUAUCGGAUAGGAAUCGACCCUUUAUCGCCAGCGUCCUCAGACUACGAAGAUCAAGAAAGUGAAACAGAUUCACAGCAUAUAGCAACUGUACAUAAGUCAGCAGAAGAAUGUGACGGUGUAUCAAAUCUUGCUGGUAAAGUCAGAGGUCUUAGACAAGAUGUUCAAAGAAAAAUUUCAAGGUUACGUCAAGAAGGAGGACCUGUCAUCUCUUCCGAUAGGCGAACUAGUGGCGAUCAAGCUUUUCCAUGUUCUAAUAGUUCUUUUGAAAGUCUUCCCAGCGGCUCAGGCAGUAGCACCCAGGCAUUGGUUCGUGCCGGUAGUAAUCAUUCGUCUCUCUCGGCAGAAGAAAACAUAGAAUUAAGUCCAGCUGGGCGGAGUCUACUCGUACCGCAAAUGCUGUGCCGCGCUCGAGCACUCGUCGAUUAUGUCCCCAACAUUUAUGAAAAGGACGCCUUAAGAUAUAAGAAAGGAGAUAUCAUUGAAGUUAUUAACAUGAAUGCGUCCGGCAUUUGGCGAGGUGUUCUAAACAAUAAAGUUGGAAACUUUAAGUUUGGAAAUGUUGAAGUUCUAUCCGAACGGGAUACAAUGAGGUCAAGAACUUCUAAAUGGUGCAAAAGUCGAGAAAGACUUUGGGAGACAAGACCGCGUACAGUUGAAGAAUUAUUGAGGCGAAUAGAUUUACCUGAAUAUAUGGUUGCGUUUUCAAGAAAUGGUUACGAAGACAUAGAACUUUUUAAGGAGAUUGAACCUUCCGAUUUGGAUUAUUUAGGUAUAAUGACCCCUGAUCAUCGAACACGCAUCCUCGCCGCCGUACAACUGCUACACCAGCUAGAAAGUGGCGAAGGUGAAGGUGAGGGUGACGGAGGUGGUUCCAGUUCGGAAGGAGGUGACUCUCCGUUUGGUCGUCGUCAAUUUCCAAGAGAUUCUGGCUGUUACGAAGCUGGAGUUGGUGUAGGCGGUGUUAGAGUACGCACAUCUCCUCUCGUUCAUAGAACGGAUGAACCCUCCCACAGGCCUCCUGAACCAGCUCCUCAAGCAAAACGUUCUAUUCGUCGUCGACAACCGGAUGACGCUGAAUGUGACAGAAUCGAAAAGUACCCCGGCACAAUCGGAGAGAAAACUAACGUACGUAGCGGGGGUCUGCCGGGAGGCGCUAGAGAUGGCACAUGUGAGUCCGAUCAUAAAUUGAAUGUUGUCAAGUUUGUAGCCGGAGGAGAGCCUUGCGCUUCGGAAAAGAGUAGCGACUCGGGUGUGAGCAGCUCUUCUUUGAGCUCGGCGCAUCCUCAUCGUCCCUGAGCUAGGCCUACCGCGCCCGCGCUGGCUUAAACGUUGGCGCGGACGCGAGCGCACAGCGCAUUGUUGCUCGCAUCACCCCCUCACUUGGAACCGGUUCUACAACAAGACUAAAAAAUAUUUUACAGUCUCUCACCCUUUACCAUUUUUAUUUCGUUCAAAUUAUUUGCCGUUAUAGCUAAAAUUACAUAAAACGUAUUUUUAACUGUAAUAGAAUUUUUACCACAGGACUGCCAAUUAUAUUCUCAGAUUAUAAUUAGUAAUCAAAAAUAUAUUUGAAUUUAGAUUUAAGACAAUACAUACACAUUAUUUGUUAGUAUAAAUAUAUAAAAAUCAAAUAAAUAAUUAAAUUUCUAAGAAUUAUUACUUUUAAACAAUUUAAGACUGAUAUAGACGUCUCAUUCAGCUUUAUAUUUAUUUACAAAUUUUUAAUUGAUUCUUAAUCAUUUUGGGUGGUGAUGGUAAAAAGGAUAAUACAAAUUCAAAGCACCUUAACAUGACUGACAAGAGAAAUAUGUCUCACUGGAUUAUUUUACUAUUAUUAACUUGUAAAAUAUUAUACUCUUAAUGCAUUUAAACAUUCAUGGUAGCGUUUUUGCUAAAUAGAAGAUGUCCUAUGUUUGUUUAAGGAUAGAUAAUUAAGUCUAAUAGUUUAAAUGUUUUCGAACGACUGCCAGCGAUAGUAUACUAAAAGUAUCGAAGCUUGUUAAAUCAUGUCGAUUCCCUCUGGGUAAAUUUUAUUUAUAUAUAUUGAGGCCUAAAUUUUUGUUAAUAUGCAAAAUUUUCGGUCUAUAUAAAUAUAUUAUAUCUACUUUGAUUUGUUGAUAUUGGCAAUGCUUUAUAAACCCAUUCCCUCAAUUUAAAAAGCAUAUCAUGAUACAAGCCUAUUUUUGUAGUUUUAGUUGCUAUUUUAAGCGAUUUAUACUUUGUUAUACAGUUCGCAGUUCUAUUCUGUCCCGCUGUUUGCUGGUUUUUAUGUAUUUGUACAAUAUUAUUUUUAAAUUGAUUUAAAAAGAAACAGAGUAUAAAUCGUCAGGUUGCAUUUAAUUUAUAUUAAGUAAUUGACGGCAAUAAGUCAGUUUAUGGUGAAAUUUGAGGCGUUUUAAGCGCAUUUUUCAUAGCAAUAUUUGUAUAUAAAUUAGAUAGGUUAAUUAUUAUUAUACGUUGAAAUUUUUGUAUCUUUUUAAGAGAGCUUUAUGCGGUGUGACGCAUGUACAUAAAUGUUAGAGAGUAGAUGACGAUUAUUACUUCGUGAAAUUUAAAAUUUCACAUAUCUUGCAAUUUAAUGGAUAUAAAAGUGAACCCCUCAUAUUCGCAAUCCGAUUAUUAAAAUUUUAUCAUCAUUAUUAAAUACUACACUUGUUUUCGUUACUGAAACAACAUAAUAAUAUAAAUAUAGUUUAUUAAUAUGCAAUAAACGAUUCAUUAAUUCGUUCUUCAUUUAUUUUCUUUUACCUUCUACAUCCCAUUUAGUUCUGCACUCAACAUUAAAUUAUUUAUUUUAAUAUUUUAUGUUUUAAUGUACGUCUAUUAAACUGAUUUGACCCUUAAAAAUACUUGACAACCGCCAAAUUAGUACGGCAAUAAAUUUCAAAAUUUACAUUACAUUGCCAUUAGUGUUGCUGAUUGUAUUUUUAAAUGUUUUAAUUCUAAAAUAUAAUAUUGUAUGCGAUGAUCGGUGUUCACUUUUUAAGAUUUGUAUAUGAAAUUUUUCGAUAACGACCGUGAGCUAGUCCGAAAUAUAAAAUGUACAUAGAUAGAUGUUUGUUACCUGUAUAUUGUAGAUAGAAUAUUAUUCUUUUGACAAUUAUUGUAUAUUAGUAUUUCAUUCAUUCUAAAAUAAUGUUAAUGCUAUAAUUUAUAGUGAAAUUAUGUUAAAAACGCUCAGUAGAAUAAAAAAAAAAUAUCAGACGGAUUUCUAAGUUUUUUUAAUGUGAUUGCGAUACUUAAUUUUUAUUAUACGACCUGUUUUGUUUUUCUUAGCCGUACAUUGCAGGAACGGUACUUUCUGUAGCCAUAUUUAUAUUUUUUUAAAACGGACAUUAUGUGUAAGUUCCCAAUUCUUCAGACAUGGGUUCUAAAUGAAUAAAUCCGACAUUAAUGUGAAA
Molecule: messenger RNA, 5254 nt
Organism: Danaus plexippus (monarch butterfly)
Lineage: Eukaryota; Metazoa; Arthropoda; Insecta; Lepidoptera; Nymphalidae
Exons: 13
Coding region: 90-3149 (1019 amino acids)
Molecular function (GO): protein binding
Source: RefSeq, a predicted model, not a curated record